Bombus terrestris (buff-tailed bumblebee) is the source of this 5758-nucleotide messenger RNA. RefSeq names its product potassium voltage-gated channel subfamily H member 8 (gene Elk). The coding region runs from base 175 to 3147 and encodes 990 amino acids. Gene Ontology annotation, cellular component: membrane. Gene Ontology annotation, biological process: regulation of membrane potential; potassium ion transmembrane transport. The record is from RefSeq and is a predicted model, not a curated record. Lineage: Eukaryota; Metazoa; Arthropoda; Insecta; Hymenoptera; Apidae. The transcript has 16 exons. Gene Ontology annotation, molecular function: voltage-gated potassium channel activity.
CGAAUACGCGAUUCUCCUGAAACGUGUUCAGUGCAUAUUAGUGGGACACCUAAAGCAGAGGAUACAAAAAUAGGUGUAGUGUUUACGAUACAAUGCCUAAUAUGUUCUGCCACUGAGGUAGAACUUUUUUCUCGAUAAGAUUCGAGCGCCUGACAGCGCGGCGGGGCGGCCCCAAUGCCGGUCAGGAAGGGCCUCCUCGCCCCACAAAAUACUUUCUUAGAUACUAUCGCCACUCGUUUCGAUGGAACCCACAGCAACUUUGUGCUGGGAAAUGCACAGGUUCCGUCGCUCUACCCGAUCGUUUAUUGCUCUGACGGUUUCUGCGAGCUGACAGGAUUCGCGCGAGCGCAAAUCAUGCAAAGGGGUUGCGCUUGCAAGUUUCUCUAUGGCCCGGAAACGAAAGAAGAGGAAAGAGCGAUGAUCGACAAGAGCCUCGAGAGCAAAACAGAGCUGAAGAUGGAAGUCGUAUUCUAUAAAAAGACCGGAAGUCCAUUCGACUGUCUGCUCGAUAUUGUUCCGAUCAAAAAUGAAAAGGGCGACGUCGUUCUGUUUCUGGCUUCGCAUAAGGAUAUCACCCACACGAAGAACCUUCAGCUGUGUGAGUUGCUCGAUAGUGAUGCAAAUGGCAGUCUCGAUCCAGAAUCGCCUCCAGCUAAUUAUGGCAGAAGAAGGAGUCGCGCCGUCCUUUAUCAAUUAUCAGGCCAUUACAAACAGGACAAUAAGCACAAAAUUAAAUUGAAUAAUAACCUUCUGCAUUCCACUGCACCACCCUUGCCAGAAUACAAAACGACGGGAAUCAAAAAAUCUCAGUUCAUCCUAAGCCAUUACGGUGGCUUUAAGUCUUGCUGGGACUGGUUAAUACUCAUUGCGACGUUUUAUGUGGCGAUCGUCGUCCCUUUUAACGCGAGUUUUAUUAACAUCGAUAGGCCUACGAUGGUUAGCGACGUUGUUGUCGAAGCGCUCUUUAUAACCGAUAUCAUUCUAAACUUUCGAACAACGUACGUAAGCAGGAAAGGUGAAGUUGUCAGCAACAGCAAAAGUAUAGCCGUGAACUAUUUAAAGGGUUGGUUUUUCGUCGAUCUUGUCGCUGCUUUGCCUUUUGAUUUUCUCUAUGCUUCUGACGUAUACAGCGGUGAGGAAUCGGGACAUGGUAACAUUCAUUUAGUAAAGCUGACAAGAUUAUUAAGGCUCGCGCGGUUACUCCAAAAGAUGGAUAGAUAUUCGCAGUACAGUGCCGUCAUUCUGACGAUGUUAAUGCUUUUUUUCAUCUUGGUGGCACACUGGUUGGCUUGCAUUUGGUUCGUUAUCGCGGAAAAAGAAAGGUUGAGAAACGACGAUGAUUGGGAUCUCGGCUGGAUUCACACACUGGCAGAAAGGUUAAAAAUCUCCGUGGAGAACGUAACGCACGCGGAAAGUUACAUCACAGCGUUGUACUUUACAUGCAGUAGUUUAACAUCGGUAGGAUUUGGAAAUGUGUCGGCCAAUACAUUCUCCGAAAAAUUCUUCUCCAUUUGCACGAUGCUCAUUGGUGCUCUGAUGCAUGCCGUCGUGUUUGGUAACGUGACAGCGAUUAUUCAAAGAAUUUACUCUAGAAGAUCGCUAUACCAAACAAAACUGCGGGAUCUCAAGGAUUUUUUCGUAUUGCAUCAGAUCCCCGAAGAACUGAAACAGCGAAUGCAAGACUAUUUCCAAACUAUGUGGUCUUUAAAUCACGGUAUCGAUAUACACGAGACCUUGAAACAAUUUCCCGAGGAACUCCGGGGUGACGUUUCGAUGCAUUUACAUCGAGAAAUAUUAAAUUUACCGAUAUUCGAAGCUGCUUCUCAGGGUUGUCUCAAACUGCUUUCUCUUCGCAUUAAAAAUAAUUUUUGUGCCCCCGGCGAAUUUUUAAUUCACAAAGGAGAUGCACUCUCGUACAUAUAUUAUUUAUGCAACGGCUCGAUGGAAGUUGUGCAAAACAACAUGGUCGUCGCGAUUUUAGGCAAAGGCGAUCUAGUAGGUUGUGACAUAAACGUUCAUCUGCAACACUGCAGUAACGGUGGUGGAACAGGUGGCGGAGGAGCCGCAGACGUAGUAGUCAAAUCAAGUUGUGACGUUAAAGCGUUGACUUACUGUGAUUUGAAAUGCAUAAAUAUGCAUGGAUUAGUCGAGGUACUUCGACUGUAUCCCGAGUAUCAGCAUGAAUUUGCAAAUGAUAUACAACAUGAUCUCACUUACAAUAUACGAGAGGGAUACGAAGCUGAGCAAGAGUCAGAUAUGAACGGACCAUCGUUAACGUUACCAUCGAUUAGCGAAGACGACGAAAAUAUGCCUGACGAAGGGGAGACUUCACCUUUAUCACCACAAAAUAAAUCGCCUUUACAUACGACGAGUCCUAGACAUGCCAAGUUCAGGGAUGAUCAUAGAGAAGCAAAAAGAACCGGAAGAGGAGUUCUAGUAAGAGGGAGAGCGGCUCAGAUAAUCGCUCAAGAAUCAAUGGAGGAACAUAUUCGAGGAUCGGUGGAGAGACUCGACACACAAUUUUCUACGUUACACCAAGACGUUGCCACGUUGAGUUACGAGGUGAGGAAUGCCAUUCAAGCUCUACAAAUAUUAACGUGUUCGCCUCAAAGUAAUCCAAAUUUGCCAACGCCCGCGAGUCGUGGGAGUGGCGUUUUGACGAGAAGUUCGUCUCAUCCGCCCGAUGCUAUAUGUUGGGACCCACCUAGAAGAAUGUUAGAUGCAUCCACGCAAACCGACUGGCCUGCGGAUCUGUUCGAGUCCUGGAUUCGAGCAAAUCCUCAACGAGUUCUAAGGAUCCUCGAACUCGAUCCGGAUACUCUUUUGAGACAACCACCGUCUCCUACACCAUCGCCAUCUUCUCCUCCGCCACCGCCAUACGAACCCUUGUCACCUAUUGUUGGGACACCGCCACAAUCACCGUCUCUCGCACAAGGAAAGGCUGAUUUCGUUUACGGUAAUAAUCAUGAAGAUCGACACAUUCCUCGUUUAUAUAAACCAACAAACUCUACGUGGGUUCGGAAGAACAAGUUAUCGCACAGAUUUAGUGCCGGCGAUGCCGAGAACGCGUCUUUGUAUUCAGCGUUUAGCACUCUACGCCGACUUCCUGAAUCUCGAUCGUUGAAAUUCGAUCCUUUUGAUAGCUGAACGUUUCCAGAAACAUAUCAGGGUUAUAAGCCUUAGAAGAACACGUAACCCAGGAAGGCAAGAUGUUUGUACACGAAACAAGAGCAAAAGACAAAUUUCAUGACUAAAAUAGAGCAACGAGAAGCAAAACCACUCAUUUUAAGUGUUCAAAUUCGUUCAUUUUUUAUCACCUGUAUUUCGACUCCUAUGAAAUCUAGAAUCAACAGUUUAGUCAUUUUUUUACGGAUUGGAAUACUUGAAUUCAAUCGAUAGUUAGCAACGAAUGAUCGACAUUGUCUUCAUCCCAAAAAUAAUCCUACGAUAAUUGAAUAAAUUUCUGUAUAGUAUAGCAAUGAUAUAAGAAUUUUUUACGACACGAAACAUGUCCAAAGAAAGAAAAAUGAAAGGAUCGCCAGCAUUGAUAAGCUAUAAAUACACGUACGAGUAUAUCUAUAACCUUGCUCAUCCGAGAGACUUUUACAUUUAUUUAGGGACUCGACAUCUCACCGUCUGAUCCGAAUCUCUAGAAUGGAAUACGUGUACAACCAUAAAUUUUAAUCUAAAAAAUAUAUCGUAUGCGAAGUGAAUUGUUGGUACAUUUUUUCAUGAUCUAAAAGAUAUUUUGAAAAGGUAUUUUUUAACUAAUUCCUAUAUUAUUAUCGAGAAUGUUUAAAAUUCGGAUAACGAUAUAAAAUAUUGGAAAUCUACUUUCUUUUAUAGAAAAUUUUUGCUUCUGUCAUUCCAUACGCAUACGUGUCGCUGUGAUUGAUUAUACCUAGUUAGCAGAAACUAUGUCGUUUAUUUAAAGAUGUUCUCUUGCAGUAAUUUUGCUGUAAAUAAAUCAGCAAAACGUAUUACUUAAGAGCAUUCGUGUUUUCACUUUCACAUAUGUGAGAAGAACGUUCAACGUUCAAUAUCGCAAAGUCUUCGCUUCGAAAGACUUUAAGAUCUAUCGGGGAGAACGAAGUUUUAAACUUUAGCGUAGCAAUAAUAUGCACAACAAAUUUCGAUGUAUCCGCUGACGUCCAAAUUAGACAGUAGUUAUUAUAAAGUAGUAUCUAUCAUCGCAGUAAAGAUGUUGAUUUCAAGGUAGGUAAGACAAGUACGUUAAUGAAGGAGGUUAUUCAAAUGAUUAAUUUUAAAAUGAAUAUAUCAUACGAGAUUAUUACGCGGGAGAUGUAUCCAAUUGUAAGUAUUUCUUGAACAAAUUCAAUGUAAAUAUUAUAUCGCUAUUAAAAAUAUGUGAUAAGGCACGGCUUUGGCCAUGCACAACAGUUGUAUUCGUUCAUCUUUCAUCGUCAUUUGUGAAACAUCAAAAAAUUAUUCGUCUACUUACGAUAUCGGGCACCCACGAUUCGGUACCUACAAUUUGAUUUCAACGAAUAUAAGAAUUGAAACAUAAGAUGAUCAAUCGUUUAACCUACUUACAUUCUCAUUCCUUGAGCGCACAAACAAUGAUGCAAUACCAAUGUUUUCUAAAAUAAUCGUUCGAAUAUAUUACGUCAUAGAGAUAAAGCGUGUAAAGUACGAUAUUUGUAUUUAUUAUAUCAUCAUUUCACAAAUGUCAAUGAAAGCAGCUGUUUUAUAAAUAUUUCAUAUAUUUUGUUAUACUAUUUCUAUGCUCCUCACCUUAUAAUUCAAGCUAAACAUAUUGUAAUAUUUAACCUACUCUCACGUAUUCUACUACUUUUUACACUUUCCGAGAAACUAACUACGAAAGAAACAUUUGUCAUCUUAAUAUAUAUGAAAAUGUCAGUAAGCACAAAAUAUGAUUAUUCCUUAACGCACAUUUCAGUGUGCUCCAAGUUGACGAAAUUUAAGGAUAACGUACUAAACCGUGCAAUCGCGGUACAGUAUAAUAAUUUUAAUUUAACUAUUAGAUUGAAAAUGAAGAGAAAAAAGAAAAUUGUUAUUUAUAUCUGAUAUGAUACAACAUAAAUUUAUGCAUCUAAUGUAUACACGGAUAUAAUGUGUAUGGAUACACGUAUAUAUACAGGCGUAUGUAUACUAUCACCACUUCCCUGUAUGAACUUAUUGUUGGUUAAUAAGUUUAUAACAAACAUAGAAGGAAAGAAAUAUCAAAUUAUCAGAGAUAUAGCUAAAUUUAAUGAAAUUUUUUAUCGUACACUUUUUAACCAAUCUAGUUAGAAAACUUAGAAAAAUCAACGGCCUUAAAAUAAAAACUUAUUGUUCUCACUAUUCUUGCAUACCAAAGAUAAUCUAGAAUCUAGGAAUAUGGUUUCUACGUAACUGACGCCUAUGAUUUUCCGUAUAAACUUGCUAUAUCAAAUUACAAAACACCUUUGAAAGCCACGUUCAGAUAGAAUAGUGAAAAAAUACAUAUACAUACAUACUGUACAAACAAAACAUUUUACAUCGUUUUUAUACCUAAUUGUCGAGUGCAAUUUUCCAGGGGCGACAAAUAUCGAGUUAUAUUAUAUCAAUCGCAAAUAUAAAUAUUGUACAGAAAGAGAGGCAUAUAAUUCGAAAAUGAUACGAAUAUAUUUAUAAUUACAUUACGAUUGAUGAGAUCUUGAAAAUACUAAUGUUAAUAAAUAAUCUUCAAAAUGUCUCUUUUAAAUAACUUGGCUGAAAUACGUCUAUCGUAUACGUACGAACUCUUUAUCAAUUA